AUGCAGACCCUCAGUGAACGUGGUGUGAGUGUUGAGCUCGGCGGCGAGAGGUUGACAGUGAAAAAUAGUGUUAAAACUCUCGGCGUUGUGCUUGACAGCAAACUCACCUUCUCUGAGCACGUAACAUUUAGUGUUCAGCGGGCUGUAUGUAGUUUAAAAGGGCUGCACAGAUACCGAACACUACUGCCAGAGUGUGCCAAGAUGCAGAUCAUGCAGUCAAUGGUCUUAUCUGUAUUUAACUACUGCUAUCCUGCAUACGGAAAUAGUAUUACAAAGGAGGACGCUGGCAGAAUUCAAAGGCUGCAAAAUUCUGCUAUAAGAUUUAUCUUCAGCCUCAGUAAAUUUGAUCACGUGUCCCCUUCUCGAAAAGAUGCUAAUAUCAUCGCAAUGCAGGACGUGUGCAGAAUGAUGACCUGCUGCAUGGUCCACAAGACACUAACAACCGGGGAGUCCGAGUAUCUCAGCGAGAGACUCCUUCGUCGGGAGGAUGUGUCUGAGCGGAGCACACGGCAAC
Molecule: messenger RNA, 514 nt
Organism: Homalodisca vitripennis (glassy-winged sharpshooter)
Lineage: Eukaryota; Metazoa; Arthropoda; Insecta; Hemiptera; Cicadellidae
Exons: 1
Source: RefSeq, a predicted model, not a curated record